This is a messenger RNA of Dufourea novaeangliae, 931 nucleotides long. RefSeq names its product nucleolin 2-like. The record is from RefSeq and is a predicted model, not a curated record. The transcript is spliced from 2 exons. The annotation marks the transcript as partial. NCBI's taxonomy places the organism in Eukaryota, Metazoa, Arthropoda, Insecta, Hymenoptera, Halictidae.
GAUUGCAACAGGCGAGAGAGCUCCCCGGCCUUCAAAGCUGACGCGAGGACGCACUGGGAGAAGCCCGGUCACGACAGGAAGCUAGACGAGGCCUUGAAGAGGACGCACACCGACUCGUUGAUAACUAAACUCAGCGACAGCGAUCAUCACUCGGACCAAGAGAAGAUUCAACCUGUCGAGGAAAUUCGUGCGCCCACGGAGAAACCAAAGGUGGCCGACGCAAGGAAACGAGGACGACCCAGAAAACCGACGAAGAGCCCGAAGGCUAGCCACCGUACGUCCGAGGAGAGUAUCAAGAAUGGGAAACCUCGCAGCAGAACGAGAGGUGUGGGCAGCCCGAUGAAGAAGAAGCAACCGAUCUCGAAGCCUACCAUCGCUACCAGCGACGAUGGCAGCGACGACAGAUCCCCCCAGGGUGCUUCCAGCGAUUCCGAUAGCGAUCGACCGGUCAGAGUGUCGCCCGUGGUCGCCCCGGUGAACGAGAAGAGACGGUCGCGUCUGAGCGGUUCUUCCAGCGAGGAAGAGACCACGCCGACCAGGAAGAAUAAUAGUGCCUCCGAUGACGAUACCUCGCGCUGGAGGAGGGUCUCCAUUAAGAGGAACAAACUCGCGGACUCGCCGAAGAAACAGGAGAAGAAGAAGAGCCCGACUAAAGCGAAAUCGAGGAGAUCCAGUUCACGUGUAACCGCCGCUGGCUCGGAUUCGGAUAGCGAGUCCGAGGUGUCGGUGAGGAACAGUCAUAUCCAAGUCGCCAGGGUACCCCCCAGACCAAGAUUGCCGCAAACGAGGACAACAUCCCCAGAGAACUCGGACAGCGACAACAGUCCAGGUCCGAAGCUACAAGAAGAAGACGCAGGCAAUGUGCAGGACAAGAAGAAGAGCGACACGCUCCGGAGGGUUUUCUCCACCUCGGUGGGCGGUGGAAAGGGUG